AAUCAUUUUUGUGUAGAAGAGAAGGUGCCUGCCUGCUGGUGCCAUCCAGUUCCCAUCCCACCUAUCAUCUUCUUCAUCCCUCGCUCCCUCUUUCCCCUUCCCCGUCAAUACUCUCUGUUUCCUCUCUCUUUCUUUCUCUUCUCCCUCAAAUUACAUAUCUUCGGUUUAUGAAGCCUUGAUUGUUAAUAAACUUUGGUGGAUUUACAUCAUCGAUUUAGUUUCUUCUCUCUGCAACUCGACGUGUCCUUUUGGUCUUCCUUCUUGUUUUCUUCUCGUUUUUUUUUAUACCAUGAGGAGAGGGAGAGGAGCAGCCGCUGCUUCUGCCGUCGCCGCCGCUGCGGCCGCGAAGCCUGUGACGGACCAGAACGGAUCUGUGAAAGAACCAAGAUACAGAGGCGUCCGCAAGAGACCGUGGGGGAGGUUCGCCGCCGAGAUCAGAGACCCGUGGAAAAAAACGCGGGUCUGGCUCGGCACAUUCGACUCCGCAGAGGACGCGGCGCGUGCAUACGACGCGGCGGCUCGGAGUCUCCGAGGACCCAAGGCGAAAACCAACUUCCCCAUCGGUUGCGGCUCUCGACAUCCUUGUUCUUUCCCUUACCCAUCUCCUCACAACAAUAAUAACAACAACAACGACAACAACCAUGGCGAUCCCUUCAUGGAUCACAGAUUAUACGGCGCCGGAAGUUUCCCGGAGCACCAGAUUGUUAAUCCCCAGAGACCCACGACAAGCAGCAUGAGCAGCACCGUGGAGUCUUUCAGUGGGCCCAGGCCUCCGUCUUCCGCGGCGAAUCAUCAGGCGACGACGACGGCGGGGAGGAGGUACCCGAGAACGCCACCCGUGGUGCCGGAGGAUUGCCACAGCGACUGUGACUCGUCAUCUUCGGUGGUCGACGACGGAGACGAUAUCGCGUCAUCUUCUUGCCGGAAACAACCUUUGCCUUUCGAUCUCAACUUCCCGCCGUUGGAUGACUUCGCCGGUGAUGAUCUCCAGUGCACCGCUUUAUGUCUCUGAUGGAUGAUGAUGUUGUUUUUGUUGUUGUCAUGAUAUUAUUGAUGAUGAUGAUGAUCUAUGAUUCAAUCUUUUUUUUUACUUGAGAUUUUUUUGUUAUCUUCUUUUUCUUUUAUAUGCGGGAAAAAGAAAGAAAAAACUGAAAGAUUAUCAGAUGAGAUUGAGAUGAAAUCGUCUGCAAUCUACGAACAUGAUCCUUCCCAGCUGCCACCCUCAUGGGGGGCUCUGGUUCAAGAGCGUUUCUUACUAUGUUCUUACUGUUGUACCAUGACGAUAAUAUGUUGAUGAUGACGAUGAUGGAUUAGGGUUUGUGUAUGCUAUGAGAUGAGAUCUGGGUUUUCUUUAACUUCUUGUUAUAAAUCAUCCCUGUAAAAAAAUCUAAAUCAAUGAUAGUUCUAAAUCUCCAUUUCUUCCUCAAAACUUUCA
Messenger RNA from Carica papaya (papaya), 1435 nucleotides. Its product is annotated as ethylene-responsive transcription factor 3-like. The record is from RefSeq and is a predicted model, not a curated record. Gene Ontology annotation, molecular function: DNA-binding transcription factor activity; DNA binding. Gene Ontology annotation, biological process: regulation of DNA-templated transcription. NCBI's taxonomy places the organism in Eukaryota, Viridiplantae, Streptophyta, Magnoliopsida, Brassicales, Caricaceae.